Messenger RNA from Glycine soja, 1121 nucleotides. Its product is annotated as truncated transcription factor CAULIFLOWER A-like. Bases 71 to 934 code for a protein of 287 amino acids. Gene Ontology annotation, biological process: positive regulation of transcription by RNA polymerase II. Gene Ontology annotation, cellular component: nucleus. Gene Ontology annotation, molecular function: DNA-binding transcription factor activity, RNA polymerase II-specific; RNA polymerase II cis-regulatory region sequence-specific DNA binding; protein dimerization activity. The record is from RefSeq and is a predicted model, not a curated record. The transcript has 8 exons. Lineage: Eukaryota; Viridiplantae; Streptophyta; Magnoliopsida; Fabales; Fabaceae.
CUACUUCCUCUCUAGCUAGGGUUUCCUUCUUUAUACAAAACACAACCUAACAAGUAACAACCUUCUUUAUAUGUACUUAUUCCUUAACCCUCCUGUUACCCUUUUUAGCUAUUUCUAUUUGUGCUGCUUUCAUAGAAUUGCUAGUUACGUGGGAGAAUUAAGCACUAAGAAGAUGGGAAGGGGUAGGGUUCAGCUGAAGCGGAUCGAGAACAAAACAAGCCAGCAAGUGACGUUUUUCAAGCGUAGAUCGGGACUUCUCAAGAAAGCCAGCGAAAUCUCUGUGCUAUGUGAUGCUCAAGUUGCUUUGAUUAUAUUUUCUACCAAAGGCAAACUUUUUGAGUAUUCCUCUGAACGCAGCAUGGAAGACCUCCUUGAACGUUACGAGAGAUGUAGCCAUACAGCACUUGCUGGAGCUAACAAUGUCGAAUCACCGGGAUUUUGGUCUUUCGAACAUAUCAAGCUCACCGCUAAAGUUGAAGUCUUGGAGAGGAACAUAAUGAAUUUCUUUGGAAAUGAUCUGGAUCCCUUGAGUUUGAAAGAGCUUCACAGUUUGGAGCAGCAGAUUGAGACAUCUCUGAAGCGCAUCCGAACUAGAAAGAAUCAAGUUAUGAAUCAAUCCGUCUCAGACCUGCAUAAAAAGGCAAGGACAUUACAAGUGCAAAACAGAUGGCUAGGAAAGAUGAAGGAGAAAGCGAAGACAGUGACUGAAGGUCCACACAACGGCCCAGAAACUCUAGGCUUUGAUUCAUCCACACUCAACUUAUCUUCUCCACAGCUACCACCACCACCAUCACCACAAAGACUGGUUCCUUCUCUAACUCUCAGUGAGACAAUGCAAGGAGGAACACCAGUGGAAGAAACGGGUGAGGCUCAAACAGUCCCUAGUGGCAAUUCUCUCAUCCCACCAUGGAUGCUGCGCUGCAUGUCUGACUAGUUAGGCUGACAUGAUUCUGCCAAGUAUGUGACAUAUGAUAUUAUGUGCAAGGCUCAACUAUAUAUAUGUAUGCUAGAACUUAGAAUAGCUAAUAUGCCGAGCUUAAUAACUGCUCAAACUUCUCGCAUCGUGAACUGUGCCCUUCAUUUUGAAAUCAAUGGUAUUAAGCUGUUAUUUUAACAAAUGA